AUGAUUCCUGAAGAAAAACCAAUUAUUAGGGAGAAGUCAGAAAUUAUAUAUGUAAAAAUGGCGGAAGCAUUUCAUCAAGAAGUCCCUCUCCCACCUCCUUGUGUUUGUUCGGCUGAAGACUUAGCGCAAGCAUCAGAUUCAGCACAAAUUGAAAAAAUGGCACCGCCUGAUGUGGCAAAUAACAUACUUGAAAUCAUCCUCAGCUAUGAAAACAAGUUAAAUCAUGCUUUGGCAAACCCACCAAUUGAAAAUAAAAAAGAAUUGAAAAAAGAAAAUCCGCAAACUCAGAAAAAAUCACCACGAGAAUCUGCUGCAAGUGAAGUUCAUAGAAAAUUAGAUGAUUUACCACCUGUUCAGCUAUUAGGAAGCUCGAUUAGCGCUGAAUUUGGUAUGCAUGAUAUUUUGUCAAUUAAUACGAAUGUUAUACCUUGCACAAUAUCGAAAUAUAAAUUUGUUCAUCCUUUACAAAGUGCAAAUGAUUUCAAUGGCUCAAUAUCAGAAUUAUCACAGCUCAUACUAUCAAUUCAACAUGUGUUUAAGAUUAAAUGUCCAAUAACAGUUAUUCCGCUUCCACUCAUGCCUAUUUUACGAGUUAAAGAUUCUAAAUUCCGUCUUUGGUUUAAUUCUUCGCUUGAACAAAGGAAAGAACUGACUGAUCUAUCAUUCAACAUAUCUACAUUCAUCCAAUAUAUUGGUCUUAUUACUAAAGAAGCUGCAAAAAUGUUGAAACAAGAUGAACCUGAAAUCCACGAAAGUAUUUUACCAAAACUCAUCUUAUCUACUAAUAUGGAUGAAAUUAACCAUAAGUGGAAUGAUUCUGCUGUAGAAAUUCUAUCUUUGGCUAGAUUAUGCAUUCAUUUCUUAUCAUUACUUGGUGAUCAAGUAUAUUAA
Trichomonas vaginalis G3 is the source of this 891-nucleotide messenger RNA. RefSeq lists its product as uncharacterized. The transcript has a single exon. The record is from RefSeq and is a predicted model, not a curated record. The coding region runs from base 1 to 891 and encodes 296 amino acids. NCBI's taxonomy places the organism in Eukaryota, Parabasalia, Trichomonadida, Trichomonadidae.